UUCAACUAGUCACGAUUAGUCGCUGGCAGAUGCAGAUCAGACGCUCUUCAGGGCGUAUAAUCGAGACUAGAACAGUAAACUCUACUCCUAAACAUGGCGAAUGACAAGGAUCCUUUCAAGCAGUUGAGAGAUCUUGCAACGCUGAAAGACCAGUUGGAGGACAUCCAGCAGCGCUUGGAGAAUGAAGUUCAAGUUGGCAUGCCUCAGGGAGGCACUUUUCUGUCCUCUCCCUUCCUGAAGGGCUUUGUCGCUGGCUACCUGAUAGCAAAGCUGCGUUCAUCUGCUGUCCUGGGUGUGGCUGUAGGGACUUGUACCGGCAUUUUUGCAGCACAAAACUACAAAGUGCCUAACAUUGAAAAAACCUUCAAAGAUUACUUCAGCUUCUUCAAGAAAGGAUCAAAAUGAAACGUUCCCUGAUUGUUCUAAACCUGAAAGUCAUUGAUGAUGGAUUGCUGACCAAGCCACACUAAGAGUCUCUCAUCCAUCAGUCAGGGUAUUGUUCUAGAAUAGAUGAUCUCCUUGCGAAUGCAGUGGCACUUUGUAUUUAUCGUUUGGUGUCAAUUUAAUUGGUGUGUGUCUGUGUGAUGAGAGUGAUGCGAUGGGACGUUCUUUCUGGACCCUCACUCAGAGUUUCUCAGGUUCCCUGGAGAGUUUUUUACUGCCUAUCCAGUUUGCUGUUCGGCCCCCACACAAAUGUCCUUUACCCUCUAUUAGUGUUGUCUGAACACACAAUGUUAAGUAUAAGCCUGUUCAAUCAUAUUAUGGUACUAUGCCUUCAGGGUUUGAAUGAAACCAAAUGUGUACUGGAAUAACUCAGUGUUCAUUCAAAUACGAGGCAACAAUGCCUAUUUUGCUAAAUCUGCUCUGACUAAAAUGGCCCUUGAUUCUUGUAGGUGCUAAGUAGCUGAAUUUACAGCUUUUAUUCCAGGAAUAUUUUAGACUCAUACCCCAAGAAAUAAAAUAAUAGUGUCUUUAGGUAUUGCUCUGAUCUCUCAUAAUGUGGUAUAACCAAUGUGGCUGGCUGCCAUUAUGCUUUUACAGUGCCAGCUGACCAGUGAUACAUUUAAAUAUUUAUUUUCUCUGUAGCCUGACCGACAUACAAGAUGGAUGACAUUAAUAUCUUGACUGCUGUGCAGUUUGCCUGGGACUCAAUGUAUAUCAUUGUCUAAAAAGCCUUUGAUAAAAAAUAUUAUGCAUGUAUUGUCUCUCAAGUACUUCAUGUUCUGGAUAAUAGGUUGAGCUGUUACAUUCAUCUACAUGAAAAUGCAAUGUAGUUCCUCUGUUGAAAUGUCAACUUUGUUUUGAGUUUAUUGCAUGUGGACGGACUUGCACUUUUUUUUUUACACGCAACCUGGAAACUGGAACCAUUACCUUUUCCAUUUGCAAAUAAAGCUCCUCUCCCAA
Messenger RNA from Clupea harengus (Atlantic herring), 1404 nucleotides. RefSeq names its product SLC35A4 upstream open reading frame protein. The record is from RefSeq and is a predicted model, not a curated record. NCBI's taxonomy places the organism in Eukaryota, Metazoa, Chordata, Actinopteri, Clupeiformes, Clupeidae.